CGCCCUCAGCCGGGGCCACGGCGGCGCCUCGGCGGUUUUGCGACGGCCGUAAGUGCGCGCGGCGCCGGCGGAGCGCAGGGACCGGGCCGGGCCGGACGGGAGCGGGGCGGCGGCGCCAUGAGGCCGCAGCAGGCGCCCGUGUCGGGCAAGGUGUUCAUCCAGCGCGACUACAGCGGCGGCACGCGCUGCCAGUUCCAGAGCAAGUUCCCGGCCGAGCUGGAGAACCGGAUUGACAGGCAGCAGUUUGAGGAGACAGUCAGGACACUGAACAACCUCUAUGCAGAAGCUGAGAAACUUGGGGGCCAGUCUUACCUCGAGGGUUGUCUGGCCUGCCUGACUGCCUACACCAUCUUCCUGUGCAUGGAGACGCACUAUGAGAAGGUUCUAAAGAAAAUUGCCAAGUUCAUUCAGGAACAGAAUGAGAAGAUCUACGCUCCUCAGGGCCUCCUGCUGACAGACCCCAUCGAAAGAGGACUAAGAGUUAUUGAAAUUACCAUUUAUGAAGACAGAGGUUUGACCAGUGGAAGAUAAAACUGUGGAGUCUCAGAUGACAGCUCACCGGUGGACUCGCUGUACCAAGGUUCCCCUACCUCCUCCUUUAGAGCAUCAUUCCUUUCUCUGCUGCCAGAUCCACAGUGCCAUCUACUACAAGGACUAACCUCCUCAAACUGCUCCCCGGGGGUGACCUAGCUGCUCAGCAUCCACUUUGCAGUAGAUUUGGAAGCAAGAGGAUCACUUUUUUUUACUUUUUGUUUGGUUUGGGUUUUUUUUCUCCCCUCAAGAAAAGGCAGAAGUGGUAAAGCUGUGUUGUCUCCUGAAAGAAAUGGGGCUCCCAGCCCAAGAGAGGUUUCGUUUUAGUCCUGUCAGUGCAGUGCUGUUUGUCCCUGGUUCUUAAACCUUUCUGUGUCUCAGCUGGGCCUUGGAAAGCUCCAGCUCAAAGUUGGGAAUUUCCCUCCAGCUCAGCGUAAGAGUGCAGAGACACUUCCCAGUGAGGAGUGACUCCAGGCAGCCUCUCUUGUGCUGAUCCUUGUGGAAAACCAGAAGGCAAAUGUUCCUUGAGUUAUCCCAGGGGGAAGGGGCUGUAGCCAGACUUUAACCCUGGUGGGAUUUCUGCCCCAUCAGUGCUCACCAAGAGGGGCCAGGUCAGCCAUCAAACAGUGAAGUGGAUGCUGAGCCAAUAAAAAGAAUGAUUCCCACCCUUCUCUGAUUAAUACGUGAAGUGUAAAACUGUUUCUUUAUGGAUUUCUUAUAUAUAAUUUAUAGGAAAACACUGAUUUGACAAACUAAGAUGGAUUUCUUAAUUCUGUCUCUGGCACACACCGAGGAGCCGAGCUGUGCAUUCCUUGGCAUUGCUAAGAACUGGCCCCGUGCAUUGCUCAGCAUUCCUGCACGAGGGGAGCUCCCCACCAUCCAAGCUGGCCCAAUCCCUUCUCGCACCCCCUUCUCCCGUGUCCAAGCCCAGGGGCCGUGUCCAGUUGUGGCAGGAACUCAGGAGUUCAGAGUUUUGAAGGGUUUGGAGGGGCUGGGUGGGUUGGUGGAGGUGCUGCAGGUGCUAAUACUGGAUCUGGAACUCCAGGCUCAUUCCUCAGCCACUGGGGGGUUGAGAUUUGAUUAAUAUUUUCAUUGUAUAAAUUUGGUUUUUUUCUAAACUGUAACGGUGUUUGCCUUUCACAGCUGUUGCAAUAUUGGCAGAAGUGCUGAUGGAUCAGUAAACCUUUUCUUAAACUGUG
Motacilla alba alba is the source of this 1730-nucleotide messenger RNA. It is a transcript of the gene GOLGA7, whose product is annotated as golgin A7. Lineage: Eukaryota; Metazoa; Chordata; Aves; Passeriformes; Motacillidae. The transcript is spliced from 5 exons. The record is from RefSeq and is a predicted model, not a curated record. The coding region runs from base 118 to 531 and encodes 137 amino acids. Gene Ontology annotation, biological process: peptidyl-L-cysteine S-palmitoylation; Golgi to plasma membrane protein transport; protein targeting to membrane. Gene Ontology annotation, cellular component: Golgi stack; palmitoyltransferase complex.